Molecule: messenger RNA, 3589 nt
Organism: Miniopterus natalensis
Lineage: Eukaryota; Metazoa; Chordata; Mammalia; Chiroptera; Miniopteridae
Gene: ACSL1
Product: acyl-CoA synthetase long chain family member 1
Biological process (GO): long-chain fatty acid metabolic process
Cellular component (GO): membrane; endoplasmic reticulum
Molecular function (GO): long-chain fatty acid-CoA ligase activity
Source: RefSeq, a predicted model, not a curated record
GUUAAUGAAAACUUUACACAAGAUGAUAGAAGUAAAGUGAAUUCCUAAAGUGAUUUUUACAAAAAUGGAAUCUGACAGCCAGGAAGAGCCCUAGACUGUCAGACUGUGGGCUUAGUGCCUUGGUUAGUCGGACGGGUGGCCUUCGGGGAUUCUGGAGGAGGGUCCUGCCUCCUGAAUGAACUUGACCUGUUUCUCUCCCGACAGAAGUCAGCUCAGGGCACCACCAGCACGGGAAAAUGCAAGCCCACGAGUUGUUCCGGUAUUUUCGGAUGCCAGAGCUGGCUGACUUCCGACAGUACAUUCGUACCCUUCCAACCAACACGCUCAUGGGCUUCGGCGCGUUCGCAGCACUCACCACUUUCUGGUACGCCACGAGGCCCAAGGCCCUGAAGCCACCAUGUGACCUCUCCAUGCAGUCGGUGGAGGUGGCGGGCAGUGAUGGCGCUCGGAGAUCCACGCUACUUGACAGUGACGAGCCCUUGGAGUAUUUCUACGAUGAUGUCAGAACCUUAUAUGAAGGUUUCCAGAGAGGCAUCCAGGUGUCAAAUAAUGGCCCUUGCUUGGGCUCUCGGAAACCAGACCAGCCCUACGAAUGGCUUUCCUACAAGCAGGUUGAGGAAAUGUCGGAGUGUGUGGGCUCGGCGCUGCUCCAGAAGGGCUUCAAGGCUUCCCCCGACCAGUUCAUCGGCAUCUUUGCUCAGAACAGACCUGAGUGGGUGAUCAUUGAACAGGGAUGCUUCGCUUACUCGAUGGUGAUCGUUCCCCUCUACGACACCCUUGGAGCCGAAGCAAUCACUUACAUAGUCAACAAUGCUGAACUCUCCCUGGUUUUUGUUGACAAGCCAGAGAAGGCCAACUUGCUAUUAGAUGGUGUAGAAAAUAAGUUGACACCAGUCCUUAAAAUGGUAGUUCUCAUGGACUCCUAUGGCAGCGAUCUGGUGGAACGAGGCAAGAAAUGUGGGGUGGAAAUCCUCAGCAUGAAGGCCAUGGAGGACCUGGGAAGAGCCAACAGAAAGAAGCCCAAGCCUCCAGCACCUGAAGAUCUUGCAGUAAUUUGCUUCACAAGUGGAACUACAGGCAACCCCAAAGGAGCAUUGAUCACUCAUCGAAAUGUAGUGAGCGACUCCUCAGCUUUUGUGAAAGUGACAGAGAACAUUGUCAGUCCCUCCCCAGAUGAUACUCUCAUCUCUUUCUUGCCUCUUGCCCAUAUGUUUGAAAGAGUUGUUGAGAAGGCACUAACCCUGAAUGCCAGUGACACACACAUUUCGUUUUUACCACUUACACACAUGUAUGAGCAGCUCAUGCUGUGUGUGAUGCUGUGUCACGGAGCGAAAAUAGGAUUUUUCCAAGGAGAUAUCAGGCUGCUUAUGGACGACCUCAAGGUGCUCCAGCCCACUAUUUUUCCUGUGGUCCCGAGACUGCUGAACCGAAUGUUUGACAGAAUUUUUGGGCAGGCGAACACCACAGUGAAGCGGUGGCUACUAGACUUCGCCUCCAAGAGGAAAGAAGCGGAGCUUCGCAGUGGCAUCAUCAGAAACAACAGCCUGUGGGAUAAGCUGAUCUUCCACAAAAUACAGUCGAGCCUGGGAGGGAAGGUCAGGCUGAUGGUCACGGGAGCCGCGCCUGUGUCCGCCACCGUCCUGACGUUCCUGCGCGCCGCACUUGGCUGUCAGUUCUAUGAAGGCUAUGGACAGACCGAGUGCACGGCCGGCUGCUCCCUGACCAUACCUGGCGACUGGACAGCAGGCCACGUUGGUGCCCCAAUGCCUUGCAAUUGGAUAAAACUCGUUGAUGUGGAAGAAAUGAACUACCUGGCUGCCAAGGGCGAGGGUGAGGUGUGUGUGAAAGGGCCAAAUGUAUUCCAAGGCUACUUGAAGGACCCGGCGAAAACAGCGGAAGCUCUGGACAGAGAUGGCUGGCUACACACAGGGGACAUUGGGAAGUGGUUACCAAAUGGUGCCUUGAAGAUUAUCGACAGGAAAAAGCAUAUAUUUAAACUGGCACAAGGAGAAUACAUAGCACCUGAAAAGAUCGAAAACGUCUACCUGCGGAGUGAACCUAUUGCUCAGGUGUUUGUCCACGGAGAGAGCUUGCAGGCGUUUCUCGUAGCGAUUGUGGUCCCCGACGUUGAGACGUUAGCUCGCUGGGCCCGGAAGAGAGGAGUGGAAGGGUCCUUCGAAGAGCUGUGCCGAAGCAAGGAUGUCAAAAAGGCUAUCCUGGAAGACAUGGUGAAGCUUGGGAAGGAGGCUGGCCUGAAAGCAUUCGAACAGGUCAAGGGCAUUGCUCUGCACCCUGAACUAUUCUCCAUUGAAAACGGCCUUUUGACCCCGACAAUGAAGGCUAAGAGGCCAGAACUUCGGAACUACUUCAGGUCACAGAUAGAUGAACUGUAUUCCACCAUCAAAGUCUAAAGGGAGGAGCAGAGCUCAGAGGAAACCACACGCCUCCGCGAUCUUCUUCUUCUGGUGGCCUUCACUUGGAGGUUUUGACUACAGCGAGCAUAGGGAAGGGCAUGUCCGUGUUUGACUUGUGCGUUCGGGUUCUUGUCAUAGGAAUUUUAGAGGAAAUGGGACUCUGCCUUACAGUCACCUCGCGUGGCAGACCAUGUAUAUAUGUAGUGAUACACAAUUUCCAAAAUGAGCCUUAAAAUUGUAAAGGGAAACUAUAAAUGUGCUAAGUUAUUCUCGACCCCCUUAGUUGAGAAGGCGGGUGUGAAACUGCUGUCUCCCUGUUCUUCUAACCAAGGGAUAGGACUUUGCUAUUUCUGAGAUGUCUGCUGCUUGCUGCAAAUCCCGCAGCUGUCCACUGCUCGGCAGAGUGCAGUGCGCUGGAAGGAAGCUGUCCCUUACAGACAACUGUCCCAGCUGGAGAAUGUCACAAGUGGACCAGAGAUUUUUUUUUUUAUCCCUGUCACCCCCUCCCCCACCUCACACGCACUCUCACGCCCCUUCUGACGAAGGUUAUGAAACACCUGCUCCUCCCCACAGCCCCCCAUUGUUCCUGCUGGAGCAGAAGCUCCCCGUGAAGUGAAGGACAGGCUGACUCAGAACAGUGUAGACACUGAGUCUCAGCAGGCGGCCCCCCGCUGGAGCGAAUGGGUUCUGGCGCCCACGGAGCAGAAUAUUCUGGAGCCACCUCUCCAGGCCUGACGCCUCCCUCCAUCCCGAGGGGACAUGAAAAAAAUCUGCCUUAGACUCUGCAGUGAAGACAAGCAUUUCAAGAGAGAAUCACCUAGGAAGACCACGCUCAACUGUGACACCCACGUAACUGUCUGCUUUGUCUUCACUGAACCGUCCCUCUGUCUGCGAUGGCCAACGGGUUUUUAGUGUGGUUUUCAUAUCAGGUCCAUGUUGUGACUAACUGGCUUUCCCCCAGAGUAGACUCAAGCAAGGCGUGUCAUCAAAGCGCCGAGGGAGUCCACAGCUGGGCGCUCGUCGAAGCGGACAGUAACGAACACACGUUCCCCAUCACCAUGCUACCGGAUUUCUACAAACUGUUUCUGAAGCCAAAAUUCUAGGGUGUAGAAAUCUGGAACACUCACUCACAUCCUGGGAGGAACUUCCCCAGGGAUGUUUUUUAAUUUGGAAAA